UUUUUCAAACUCACAAUUUUGCUUCAUCGAGCCUUUUCUCAUUUCAACGAACACCUCGGCGACCAAAAACCCAAACUCCUGAUGUUUUCAGCUCUUCGAUCCCGAGCUCGAUCUUCCAUCUCAAUCGCCCUCUGUCGUCACUCUCCCCUCAACAACCAAACCCUAGGGUUUCCUCUUCCCGCCUUUUUCUCUUCCUCGUCGAAGAAUCUAGGGUUUCUGAACAUCGAAGAGGUCCAGAAGAUUCUUGACGAUGUGAAGGCCGACGACGUGAAGGUGAUCCCGAUGAAGGAUGAUUGUGAUUGGACUGAUUUCAUGGUGAUUGCAACUGGGAGGUCUACGUGGCAUGUUAAGAACAUUGCUCAAGCCCUAAUUUACAAGGUAAAGCAAAAACAAGUUGGUUCUGAUCGCAAGUUGCUUCCAAGUGUAGAAGGCCAAGAAAGUGGAAAUUGGAUCGUAGUAGAUUCUGGUACUGUCAUAAUUCAUGCUCUUGAUGAAAAGGCACGAGCAUAUUACAAUUUGGAAAACCUUUGGAUGAAAGAGAAGUCUCCCAAGCUGCCCAGUCAGGAUGUUGAGAACGCCAUUGUAAAGACUAGGCGCAAAAACAAUUCAAAAAAACCUAUGAAGAGUGCAGCAAAAUCUUAGACAUUUGACAUUGACAAAAGAUGAGGGAAAAUAUGACUUGAAUUCUAAAGGUCAUGUGCCUAAGCAUCUUUUUCAACUGUUUAAUAUCAUCUUUAGUCGUUUAUAAAAUUUUCUUCCUGCUACAUCUAUGAAUUACUUUUUUAGAUUGACGUAUAAUAAAUUUUUGAGGUUUGUAAUGGUGAGUCUCCUUCAUAAAAUGUUCAAUUGUUCACCGUGGCUUUCAUGCCUAGAAGCACAGCCUUUUUUUUUUCUUUCAUUUUUUUGUGCCCCGAUUCUUCUAUUCAAAGAUCAAAUGUUACAGGGGAAAAUUUUUAUUUGAGAGCUUUAUAAAAUUAUAAAGAACAUACAACAUCUAUAAUGUAGCAGCCAACAUUUACAGUCGAC
Molecule: messenger RNA, 1026 nt
Organism: Asparagus officinalis (garden asparagus)
Lineage: Eukaryota; Viridiplantae; Streptophyta; Magnoliopsida; Asparagales; Asparagaceae
Product: protein Iojap-related, mitochondrial
Exons: 4
Coding region: 82-642 (186 amino acids)
Biological process (GO): negative regulation of ribosome biogenesis; negative regulation of translation
Molecular function (GO): ribosomal large subunit binding
Source: RefSeq, a predicted model, not a curated record